Lagopus leucura (white-tailed ptarmigan) is the source of this 3686-nucleotide messenger RNA. It is a transcript of the gene ERCC6L2, whose product is annotated as ERCC excision repair 6 like 2. The transcript has 9 exons. NCBI's taxonomy places the organism in Eukaryota, Metazoa, Chordata, Aves, Galliformes, Phasianidae. Bases 83 to 3145 code for a protein of 1020 amino acids. The record is from RefSeq and is a predicted model, not a curated record. Gene Ontology annotation, molecular function: ATP binding; ATP-dependent chromatin remodeler activity.
UUACAUUUAAUUGAAAAGAAACCAAUAAGUACUUGAUUUCUUUUUCUCCACCCAGUUGCUGGAUGUGCUAGAGAAAUACUGUAUGGCGUCUGGGCUAGAUUUCCGAAGACUUGAUGGAAAUACAAAAUCAGAAGAUAGGAUCAGAAUUGUAAGAGAAUUCAACAGAGUUCAAGAAAUUAACAUAUGUCUUGUAUCUACAAUGGCUGGUGGAUUGGGUCUUAAUUUUGUUGGUGCCAAUGUUGUUAUACUCUUUGAUCCAACGUGGAACCCAGCAAAUGAUCUUCAAGCUAUUGACAGAGCUUACAGGAUUGGCCAAUGCAAAGAUGUUAAAGUAUUUAGACUGAUAUCCUUGGGAACUGUGGAGGAGAUAAUGUACCUACGGCAAGUUUACAAGCAGCAACUUCACUGUGCAGUGGUUGGAAGUGAAAAUGCUAAGCGAUAUUUCGAGGCAGUGCAAGGAUCAAAGGAACAUCAAGGAGAACUUUUCGGCAUCCACAACCUUUUCAAACUUAGGGCUCAUGGGUCUUGUCUUACUAAAGACAUCCUGGAGAGGGAAGGACAAGUAGAAGCUGGAGUCAUGACAGUGACUACUUGGUUAAAAGAAGAACCUCCUCAUGGCAGUUCAGAAAAUUGUGAACAACCAGAUUAUGGAGGAGCUAGAGGUCCUUCAAGCACUAAGGCGCAGUUAGAGAGAGAAGAAACUAAUUUUCAUGAUUAUUUUAGUGAUGAUGAUAUUCUGGAAAUUUCCAUGAAAAAAAAUAACAGAAAGAAGCCUUGCAGCGCAAAUAAUUUAAUGAUAGCAAAGAGACAGCUUUCCUUAGUGCAGUGUGGAUUCUCUAACUUGUUGCAGAGAGAAACUGAAGCUACCAAAAGAAGUGGUAGUAAUGACUCUUACCAUUCAAGUUCUGAUGGUCAGGCUGUAAGAACAUGUGUCAACAGCAAGUGUGAUGAUGUUCAGAAACGUGAAAGCUAUAUGCAUAUUUUGGAGCACAGGAAAACUACUCAGUUACCAAAUGUAACUGAUAAACAAGACAUGUAUAGAGCAGAUUGUCUUGUUUUGUCAGACUCUGAAGAAGAGGUGGACAGAGAAAAUGAGGAUUUAUGCAUUUCAAGGCAAAGUGAUGUAGUAAUGGAAACUGAAAGCAGUUCUGAAGAAAAUUGUGAUGUCAUCUUUCCUACCCAAUUUCCAGCAAGCCCCCAAGCAAUGCAUACUAAAAAAAUUGAAAUACAGAUGACGGAAUCUGAAAAUUGUGAAGAGUCACUAGAAGAAAAAAAUGAGUUUGUACUUAAGGAAGAACGUAGGCAAUUUGGAUUCCAUAGUACCAAAUCAAAUUUCAGCAAAAUCAUGUCUUUUAAAAACAUGAAAAACAGCGCAAGAGGUUUGAAAGGUGCAAGUGACAUAAGUGAUGAGUCUGAUGACAUUGAAAUUCCCUGUCACUCCGAGUCAGGAAAGUUAAGAACAUUCAGCUUCAUGAAAGGGAAACAAAGGCAUACACAAAGCAGUGCACUAGGCAGAUUCUCAAAAUCUCUGCCUCAGAAAAAGAAGCCUUGGAGCAAAGAAAGAGGAAGUGAUUCUCAGAAUGUAGAUGAAUUUUCAUCCUCUGAAGAUAACUUACAGGUUGAAAAGAUUCAUACCCAAGAAAAGAGCUGUAAGUGUAAAAGCCAGAGAUGUAGAGUUCAGGUCAGAUCUAAAAUGCUCCAUCCUGUUCAGUAUGGAAUGCGCUCUAUUGCACAGAUGACAUCUAGCAAUUAUGAUGUGCAUAGAAGUUCUACGCAUAGAGCUCAGUUUGACCAUCAGAAUCAAAAUGUGGAAUCAAUGGACAGAUAUUUAGAUGGGAUUCAAGAAGUAGCAUAUAUGCACUCAAAUCAGAAUGUGGUUGGAUCAAGCAAGGCUGAAAAUCACUUGAGCCGGUGGGCAAUGCGAGACGUAUUUGAGUUGAAGCAGUUUUCCCAGCUCCCUGCUAACGUAGCAGUCUGUAGUGCCAAGAAAGCUAAAGAAAAGCCAGGUGGAGUGAUAGCAGAGAAGAACAUUAUGAAGACAGAGCAUGGAAUUAUGGUGAACAGUAACCGACAUAACCUGUACAUUUUGCAUCCAGUGAUCCAAAGAAACACCGAAGUACACAGAGUGGGCUCAGUCACCUUCUUGGUUGGAAAAACACCCAAAGAAAUCCGCAGGAGACAAUUUGAGGAAAUUGUAUCCCACUUUAAAAUGGGAUCAAUGGAAGAACUUGCAGAACAUAUUGCAAAGACUACAUCAGAAUCCCGGCAGAAGUUGCUGAGGGAAUUUUACAUUUCAAAGCAUCCAGAAGUUGAGUCUUUGUUUCCAAUGGAAGUACCAGCAGAAGUUGCACAUGACUCUGAAGAAGGAGAUGCGGCUGCAAGAAAAUCAAGGAAAAGAAAAUGUGUUGUUAAUUCUGGAAGAUGCAAGUCUGGACCUUCAUCAGCUAAAGAAUUUCUUCCGAGUGGAACUACAGAACUGCAGAACCAGCGAAGCUGUGAAGUAGAGCAACUUUGCAAUGACUCAUGCUUGCAAGAUACUAUGUGUGUUGAUGUGAAAUAUAAACAAUCACCCAUUGUUGCAACUCAGCAUACUAAGAGGAGUAACAAUCAGACAUUCAAGGAUUUUAUAGCAUCUGGUUCAUUAAACAGGAAAUCGAAAAUAAUUGAGGUGCUGUCUGUAAAAAGCUCUGAAGGACAGCAGGACCCAGAAGUAGCAGGGCUGCCAAGAAAAAGAUCCCUGUCUCUGUCAGAAAACAGGGAGAGAGGAGCUAAGGCUGACAAAAAGUCUUCUCUUGACUUACUUGGAGAUACCUCUAUUCUCAAUGUUCUCUUCAGAAAUAGUGGGGAAAAAACUACAGAAUCACCACGGAGAAUCCCUUCAGGGCAAAUAGAAAAAUCAAAGGAGAGACCAAAAGAUUUCUGGGACAUGCUGAAUGAGCAGAAUGAGGAGAGCCUCAGAAAGCUCACAGAUAUGACAGUUAUAGAGGAGCUAUGUGAAAGAGCACCUCAUCCACCAGUGACAGAAAAGAGAGAAGUGUGUGAAAAUUCUCUUUGGAAAAAAAAUGAAAACUUUCUAUGGAGAAAAUACAGUUCAGAUGAUUCAGAUGAACCAUCUUCUGCUACAUCUUUUAACGUAGUAAAAUGAUAGUUUUCUACAUGAGUUGUGCUAGAAUUAUUUUAUUAGUUAAAUGAAGAUGAAAAUAUAUACAACUUCAGCAAUAUGCUGUGAAACAUGAUACCUCUAUAAAUUUGAAAGCAAAGUGAUGAAUUCCUAUUUAUAAUAACCUCAAUUUACAUUUCACAUUGCCUGUACUAUAUAUCAUUACGAAGCUAUGACAAACUAAAUUGAGAUAAAAUUAUUUUAAAAUGUUUUGAGUAAACUUGCUUUAUUGAAUGAUGAUAAUUCUAGAUCCUAUUAUUCCUGCUGAUAUUCCUCAGUUGGCAAUAGUACUGAGCGGUUUUCCUCCUUCACUCACAUUUCCGCCUUUACACAUCCUGUCAGAAUCUAUGUUAACAUGAUUUUGAUCAGUUUGACUAUAGAGCUGUGAAGCUUCCAAUUUUUUUUUGGUAUUGUAUGCCAGUGAGUUCUUCACCUUAUUUAUGUGGAUGACCAAUUUUUGGUUGUUACCUGUGUCUCUUGGUGUGAAAUCUCCAGCAUAUUAAAUGAUGGCGCAUGUCAAAUUUCA